This is a messenger RNA of Pseudoliparis swirei, 692 nucleotides long. RefSeq names its product DNA-directed RNA polymerase III subunit RPC9-like. The record is from RefSeq and is a predicted model, not a curated record. Gene Ontology annotation, cellular component: RNA polymerase III complex. Bases 71 to 487 code for a protein of 138 amino acids. Gene Ontology annotation, molecular function: nucleotide binding. NCBI's taxonomy places the organism in Eukaryota, Metazoa, Chordata, Actinopteri, Perciformes, Liparidae. Gene Ontology annotation, biological process: transcription initiation at RNA polymerase III promoter. The transcript has 5 exons.
UAGUCAAGAAUGAAUGUAUGCUUAAUCAUGACUUCUUUUCUUCUUUUUUAGGAAAAACGCAAAUGCUGCUAUGCUCAGUAACUAUGAGGUGUUCAAACUCCUGACAGACCUGAAGGAACAGAGGAAGGACAGCGGGAAGAACAAAAACAGUGCCGGCCAGCAGAACCUCAACACCAUCAUGUAUGAGACACUGAAGUACCUGUCAAAGACUCCCAGCAGCAGGCAGACUCCAGAGAUCGUCAGAGAGUUCCUGACCACCAUGAUGCCUCACAAACUCACAAAGGCAGAAAAACUGCAGCUAUUGAACCACCGGCCACAGACAGCAGUGGAAAUUCAGCUUAUGGUGGAGGAGAGUGAAGAGAGGUUGUCAGAGGAGCAGAUCGAGGAGCUCAUCCAGAUGGUUGCAGAAGUCCUUCCUGGUGACCCGGAGCAGGAGAACGCAGCUCCAGCUGACGCAGAGGUCGAUGAAGCCGUCGAACAGUCAUGACGCAGCGAGAGGCCCGACACCACCCGGAGGUGGAGAACUGGAGCGGAGGCUAAAAUGACUACGGAACUGCACUGGUCGCGUUAUCCUGCGCCAUUUGAACUGAGCAACAUGCUGACAGGCGGGAUUCACAACGACGACCAUAUAAUUACCUCAAUGCCAUUUGAAAUGACUCAUUAAAUACAUUAAUAAAUGGCAGGAGAUUGUU